AUGGCGGCCUCAUUGUCGGAAUAUGAAAAUUCCAUGUUUCUUGAGCUCAUGGACGACGAUGGCUUGUUCGUUACAGCGAAGUACGUAAGCAUUUCAAAGUAAAAAACAUGUCUUGAUUUCUGCUUGAAUUUAUAUGCACAUAAAGACCAUUGAUAGAGAGCGAACAACUAUAGCUAUUUAUUUCAGCUUGAGUUUAAGCUUAUGUUCUACAAUUUCAUUCAUUACCUCAUAUACAUGUACAACAGAUAAAAUUGAUUGAUUGAUUACAAGCGUGAUCUGAGAAGCACUACGCAUUGAUACCUGUAAACUUACAUGUAUGUGAGCAGACCACUGAUGCAAUCUUGUUGCUAUGUAUUAGUUCAUUCUUAAUAUCUGUGGUUUGUAGGGGUUUGAGCAUGGAGAGAGUAAUAGCAAGCUUUCUGAAGAUACACUGUGUCACAAGUGAUCCAUCUUCUAUUUCAUUGGUCCUGGUGAUUAAUACAACCGAUCAAGAAGAGGUGAUAAUGAACAAUAUUAUCGUUUGAGGUUUUUGUGAUAUCUGGAAUUAUCAAGGUCCUUGAUUCUUCUGGAUAUCACAAAUACAGAAUCCAAUAAUUGUUUUAAUAAACAUGUAUUUGAAGAAAGUAACUACAAACCGCCAUGCAUUGUACGCAAUACUUUUUAAUAUUGUUUUUGGAAAUCAUACAUUGUGCACUCAGCCUUUAGAUUAGUUAUUUACACUGUAGGUUGCACUGAUUUCAAAAAUUAAUCGUAGGCUCUCAGCCAAUAAGGAGACAGAUAGUGAGUACAAAAUUAUAUUGCAGAGACAACGAUUUUCACAAAAAUUCUUUAGCAUGCAAGAAGUGAUUUGCCCCCACAAUGUUUUGCACAAAAUGUCACCUGACCGGUAUACAAAGAGUGAUUUGUUUAUGCACCAUGUUGCUAUGAUAUGUCGCUUAGUGUGUCCCAACUCAAGUAUACAAUUUACACUUUUUGUUUUCAGGUGUCCUUUCUUCUUUCUCUAUUUACUUGUGCUGAUUUGCAGAAUUUUAUUUUUUUACAGGAUUAUAUUCUUGAUGAGCUGAAAUCUACAGAUGUGCCACUCCCAAAAGUCAUCACCACUGAAUUCAGUUCCUCAGAGAGGUUUGUGCAGUGUGCAUAGAAAGUCGUGUUGAGUAGCCUUGGGCUAGUGGAUUUUGCUAUUGGACUAGUGAAUUCUUUGCUUAACUUGCCUGACAGGCUAGUGAAAUUUUUUUUUGGAAUCAAUUCUGCUCAUCAAAAAUCUUUUUCUGGCUACAUGUAGUUAAAAAAUGACUUUUGUGGCUAGUAUAUGCCAACUUCAACAUGCUCAAAUGGCAAGCCUGUUAACUGGCAUUCUUUGUACCUUGCUAAUGAAUAUGAAGAAUAUGUUACCUUGUAGGACAAAGGUUUUUCUAAAAAAUAAAAAUGACAAUUAAAUUUGGCUAUUUUUGUGUUGCAGAGAGUCUGUGUACCUCAGUGGAGGGGUUCUGUUUGUGACAUCAAGAAUCUUAGUGGUAGAUAUGUUGACCAAGAGACUUCCCAUUCAUUUGGUUACAGGGAUUGUUGUAUAUCGUGCUCACAAGUAUGUUAAAGGUUUUGCUAACGAUAUUACAGUCAAACCCUGCUGUACGGACACCUGCUUAACCCUUUAAGCCCCAAUAUCCACAUAUGAAUUCUUCAAACUGAUCUCUAUACAUUUCCUUAAAGAAUGUGCUGAGAGAAUUUGAUAUAAGGUCAAAGCAUUUUCUCUGAGGUGAUCAAUAUAUUAAUUCUCAUAACCUAUUCUCUUCACAAUCUUUGGAUAUGGUUAGGAGAAAAUUGAUGUCGGUCACCAUUGGCACUUAAAGGGUUAAGCCCCAAUACCCACAUACAAAUUCUCCAAACUGAUCUCUAUACAUUUCCUUCAAAAAUAAGUUGAGAGAAUUUGAUAAAAGGUUAAGACAAUUUCCCCUAGGUGAUCAUUUCAUUAAUUCUCAUAACCUUAUCUCUUUACAUUGUAUGGAUAUCGUUAGGAGAAAAUUGAGGUUGGUCACUAUUGGGACUUAAAGAGUUAAUAUGAACACCUCAUUAUUAUGGACAGUUUACUUUGUCCCUGGGGAAAGAGAGUCCUUACAUUUUCUCUAAAUUCAGCCCACUAAAUAUGGAUAUUCUGUUAGUAUGUACACUUUGUUUGGCCCCCUCUGUGUCCUUAUUAAAGGGGUUUGACUGCAUGUACUCAAUGAAUUUAAUACAAUAAUAAUUAGAUAUUAAUCAUGAUGUUGUUUUGCAAUUUCUCUAGUCAGUUAUAUAAUGUUACUGGCAUUUCUUUUUCAGAAUCAUAGAAUCUUGCCAGGAGGCUUUCAUACUACGACUUUACCGGGAAAAUAAUAAGGUAUGCAGUGGAACAUAGCAAUUUGAUACUAAGGUAGCUGACGGUAUAAGCAUUUUAAGGGGCCUGUUUAUGUGGAGGUGGGGGACCCCAGAUAGGCGAUGUAACAUGUGGUGGGUCACCCCACCUAUCAUGUGAAGGUGAUCAAAUAAAAAUGAGAGAUUAUAUGGACAGACAGGUUACCCACCUAAGCAGGUUACCUCACCUAACUAGGGUCCCCCACCUCCAUGUAAACAGUCCCUUAGAUUUGUCUUUGUUAACGUCCUCUUGGUUUUAAGUCCAGUCCAACACAUUACACAUAUUUUUAUACUAGCUCAGGACCAAGUUUAAAUCUGUUUAUGUUUGUUGAACUUGCCACAGUGAAUCAUCAAGGUGAUAAGGUACAAAACAGGAACUUCUUUUACUAUUAAUUACCUACCCUACCCAUAAAAGGUUGACCGUGCCACUGGGCUCUAUGUCUGGUCCUCUGCUUUUUUCAAAUGGGAAGAUGUCAAGAUAUAAUUUGUUUUUUUCUUUUUUUUUUCAGACUGGUUUUAUAAAGGCUUUCUCAGAUCAUCCACAGGCUUUCACAAGGGGCUUCUUUCAAGUGGAAAAAGUUAUGAAAAACCUCUUUGUUAGAAAACUCUAUCUGUGGCCAAGGUACAUGAAUCUUCUUCAUCUUCUUCCAUGUAACCCCACCUCCUUCAAAAAUGAAGAUUCUUAUGAAUUGACUGUUACAUAGAUAAUGCUUUAUAAGUGAAAUAGUGAAAUAAUAAUAAUAAUAAUAAGAUUUUUUAUUCAUCAGAUAAAAAUACAUACAGUGUAUCAUAAUUAUAUUACACUGAAAUGUAAAGAAGCAAGCAUAAAGUAUUGUAAAAGAAAUAAAAAUUCUAAAAUCUAAUAUUUCCAUGGCAAGGUUAUUCUUAAGAAUUAAGAAUAACAUUAACAUUUAUACAAGUAAAGAAGUUAAAAAAAAUCGAAAAUCUAUACAGCUACAUUUGUAAGUUUUACUUAAAAACUGCCAAAAAAGCUAUUUUUAAAACAUUCAGUAUUAACACUGGGUCUUAUCAUGGAUCUAUUUUGAAGUCGCUCUGAUGAGUCCUUACAGUAUGUACAUGGAUGGUUGCAAUGUUUCAGUUUAAAAAGGACACGUCGGUCACUUUUCUCCAAGAACUUAUUCUUUGAUGUUAUAACUAACAAAAUAAUGUCAGAUACAAUGUUGUGUUGUCAAAAAAAUUUUGAGAGUGUAUGUCCCCCCCAUCCACCCAUGGAUAGAAUGUAACUUGUUUUUAACAGCCCACCCUUCAACAUUAAAUUUCUGCAUUUAAAGCCAGUUUAUCCAUGCCCAAACAAUCAAUUUGUGUGUCUUUACAUUCAAUUAAUUUGCAUUUUUUUUAUUGGUGAAAUUCAAUAGAUUCCAUGCUACUGUGUCAGCUUUCCUGGAGAAGCACAAGGUAUUAAUUCCUCUAGUGUGUGCUAGACACUUUUUCACCCUUGGUGAUGUGAUACAGAUUAAGCACAAGAGCUCAUAUGCAUUAUGCUUGAAUAACAGCCAUUGUUAGAACUUUGAUUCCUCAGGACAUACUGCAAUUUUUUACACUUGGUAGCGGGUCUUUUAUUUUGGUCACACAUGCUCUAUGGAACAGCCUACUUGCUGACGUGCAUGCUGUUAUAUGACACUUAGUACUUUUAAAAGCAACCUUAAGAGGUUUUUGUUUUGGUCUGCAGUUUAAAAAAUUAUUUCUCACUUAGUAAUGUUUUUUAAAUGUGUACAUUGUUGUACUAUUGAUCAGCAUAUGUUAAUAGCACUGUAUGUAUAAAUUAAAUUAUUAUUGUUAUUAUUAUUACAUUGUUUGCAUGUUAACUAGUGUUUGGGAAUCAGCACAGAAUAGUAAUAAUUAUAUUCUCACCAGGGCUACCCACAAACAAAGCCUCAAGGAUGUUAUAAGAUAUGGGAAAGGCCAGCCCGAGGCGGAAGUGAGUAGGUAGCUACCUGGAGCGUAGGCGCUAUCAUCGCUGUGGGGAGGAGGGAGGGGCGCACUUAGCUAAACCUCCCCAAACGCCGUGGAAAGGACUUUUGAGGUUAUAAAGGACUGACCGCACCGGAAUAAGAUUAUAUAGCCAAAAAACGUGUCAAAGGUUGCAUAACCAUUCUCAUGCUAAAAUUCCAGGGGUUUGGAGUCACGUAACAUGCUGAAAUUCACCAUUGUUUGAAGGAAUCCCUGGUGAGAAUAUUUAUGGUGUUGUGUUUACACCUUGGGUACCUGAGAUGAAUUCCUUUUAUGUGUGUCUUCUCAAAAUACAUGUGGGUGGGUGAUGUUCUAAGCUUGUCUAGACAUGUUGAGAGGUAACAAUAACUUAUUGUUAACAAAGUAUUUAUUUUUCAGCCAGACGUUAUAGAGCUUCAUCUACACUUAACACCCUCAAUGCUGGCUAUUCAAACGGCAGCUCUUGAUUUGAUUGACAGCUGUCUGAAAGAGCUGAAGAGGGCCAACCCUACUGUGAGUUUUAUCGGAAAUAACUAUGUUUUUUUUUGUUGAAACGCUCAGUACACACUCAUUUGUAGGAAAUAUUGCACCCUGUAAGACUUCUAUCAAAAUUUCAUGGAGGCAAUUUUUGUUAUAGCUUGACCCUGAGGACCUGACGGUGGAGAACAGUAUUAGCAAGUCUUUUGAUAAAGUUCUGAGGUUUCAGUUGGAUCCAAUCUGGCAUCAGUUGGUAAAUAAAUAUGUUAUCAUUUUUAACCUGUUUAAGUAGUGUUUGUUAACCAGCAUGUUUGUAAUUGUGGACGGUUUUCUCUAAUUUCAAACCAAGAAGGCCUGGGUAUGAGUCUCUACAUUAUAGGAUAAACAACACAAGACCCACACAGUCAGAAAGAGCGUGCUGAACUUUGCAAAACUCUCAAGUUUUACCCAACAUAAACACUUACUUCUCACUUAGGUGGGCAGGUUCCUAGAAACGUAUAAUAUAAGAGAUUUCUUCAUGGCCAUGAAGUGUCCUCUAUUAAUUAUAUUACAUCUUUAAUGCUCUAUAAUAAAUUAUUUUUGUACAUUUCCAGGGAAACAAGACCAAGCAGUUGGUUGCUGACCUUAAAGUCCUGAGGCUAGUUUUGCUGUAAGCAUCCUAAAUCCUUUUAUUUAUCCUAUUUUGCUAACUCUUUAAGUCCCAAUGUCCACCUACAAAUUCUCAUAACUGGUCUGUUUACAUUUUGUUAAAGAAUAAGUAGAGAGAAUUUCAUAAAAGACCAAAUCACUUUCCCAGAACUUUUUCUCUUGAUUGUGUAUCGAUGAGUUGUUAGGAGAAAAUUGAUGUUGGUCACUCUUUGGAGUUAAAAAACAGUAAAAGAAUGCAUAGGUGUCAGUUAUCCCUCUCUUGUAGCCUGUGACUGAAUUGACGCAGGACCAGAGAGGCGAGAACGAACCUAGCAUGUAGUCACAUAUAGCACCUUCACAAUUAAUAUUCCCUUGACUACUUAACAAUUAUUCCUCGAGCUUGAAUGGGCUCUGAGUCGAUAACGGCUGAAUGGACCAUUGACUCAGAGGCCAUGAGGGCGAGAGGAAUUUAUUGUUUUAGUAAAUUCAACUAGUUGGUCAAAAAUAUCGAGAAUAAAAAUAUUCUCGCUAGUUAAAGCUAGACUUUAAUCCUUUUCCGCCGCCAAAAAGCCCGCACUUUUCGCUACUAGUGGGCCAUAACAUAUAGCCUAGUAGUAGCUCAACCAAUCAAAACGCAGCAUUGAUAAUAGACCACCGGUUGGAUUUUACUAAUAUCUGAGAUGCACAGUAUCUUCAUAGUUUGGUGUAUGAUAUAUUUAAUGUAGGCCAAUUUGUCCAGUAGAAAAUUUUCUUCAACCUUCAUAACUGUGUUUCUUAUUAUUUUGUUGCAGUUACCUUACACAGUAUGAUUGUGUCACCUUCUACAACUUUCUGGAGUCUCUCAGGUAAUCACAAUCGCCAUGUGUCUGAUCGCAGGUUGUAAUCAAAUGGAUGCUGUCAAUUCAGUUUGCAUGUAUGUAUCGUUUUGGGUCAUUACUCCACAGAGACAAGAAUAAGAAACAAAAAGCACAGUGUGAUUUGCUACAAUGUGUUUAUUACGUCUAGAUUUUUUGUUUAGACUCAAACUCAAAAGUUAUAUGUCACCUUUUAGGGCCAGCCAACGCGAUGUCAAAAAUCAUUCCCUUUGGAUGUUUAUGGAUGCUGCAGAUUCUCUGUUUGUGGUAAGGUCUUAAUUAUUAUAUUUUACACACUUGCAGACCAUUCAUGUUUGAUCUUGCUCGAACGCACAAAAUGAGAAAAUAUUGUGCGUUCUUUCUAGUGUAAUCCCUACGUUACGUUGACGUGCUUGUCGGUUCGGUAGGUUUUAUAUAUUUUCAUUUUUUACGUCCGCUUCCUCCCCCAAGGGCUAACAAGGAAUUAUAUUUUUAUGUUCAUUACUUCAGAACCAUUUUCGAGUUUUUAUCUCCAAUUUUAGAGGGUCGUUUUCUUUGGGAGUGGUGACUUUUUAGAAUUCUUCUGCGAACAAAACUAUCGUUUUUCCUGACAGCACGCCAAAGCCAGAGUUAUAGAAAGCACUGAAAGGAAACACAAGAAAAAGAAAGGAGAAAAGUCAGAGCAGUAAGUACAAAAUGCUGGGAUAAUGCCAGACUACGAACAGUCUCUCUUUUUUGUUGGUGCGUCGAGCAAAACGCACAAGACACGCAAAUGACCACGCGCGUGACUGAAGGCACGAGAUGGGAGAGGCACGAAAAAGGAGAGGCUACCCUCUUUUUCUUCUCGGGCCGCCGCCCUCGUUUUUCGCUUCUCUCCGAUGCUCGCGCGCGCGUGCACUCACCUCACAAAAUCUGGAGAAAAGGAGAGACUGCUCACUGUAGAGUGCUGGUAAAAUCGUGGCAAAUGCUGAGAUCAUGGUUUGAUCAACAAGCAAAUUAAUAAAUAAGCCAAAUCAACUUAAACAAAUUAGCAAAAAGCUACAAAAGGAUGAAUGAGUGGGUGAGUGACGGAAUGAAUGCCGUCAAACCAAAACAAAAAGUGAUGAUAACAAGCGUUUACGUGGGUAAAAAAACAUAAGCCGCAACAAUAACUUUACAAACAUACCACAGAAAAAAAUAUGCGCAUUCGCGUCCAUAAACUAUCUGUAUAAAAAUGUAAGUACAAUUGAAAAAUAAAAAUUUGAUCGUUUAUUCAUUUACAAUAUGUUGUGAGAGUUAAUUUUUAAAAGUGUACUGGAAGACCGGUAGACACCUUACACAAAUGUAAUUCAUCUUUGAUUUAUAUUUUUUUCAAUUGAUUAAUUUCAGAGAUUCCAGUAAUGACAAAGAUCGGGAAGGUAUGCGUUUCCUUUACUUGUUAUAAGGGACAAUGAAAGGCUUGAACGGUUUGUAGAAAAAAAUUUCGGCUUACUCAGUGAUUUUGUUACAAAUAGUUAUGGUCAGUCCUGGGACGCAUCUUGUGAAAAAUCAUGAGACCCAGUCUAGAACCAAUGAGUCCCAGUAAACAAAGAACGAGUCCGAAAUUGAAAAUGCUUUGGCGUUUAUGUAACCAGAAAGUUAAUCUGAAGACAGACUCCAAAACUCCGUAUUACAGUAUACUGAAAUUAAAAUAUAGUCCUUCUAUUUUAAAGCACAACAAAGGCUAAAAGAAAUAUAAUGCGUGGUUAAACAACAGCCAUAAUAACUGCCACAGAAAUUUCAUGAACGGGAUAUUUCUACAAAUACACAUGUCGAGAUCGAUCGAUCGAUGUUUGCAUCUUACGGCCGGGACGCAUUCCAUGAAUUAUGACAAGUUAAGAAAAAUACUUGGUUGCGCGGUACAAAUUCGCGUAAACGUGAUGCUUAACCUCCCUGAUAUGGUUACAGUGACGUCAAGUGAAAACGAUCAAUGAAGAAGAAUUGAUUUUAUUAGAUUUAACUGAACUUUGUUUUUGUUGUUUUACAGAAGAAUUUGUUCUUGAAGAGAGUCCUAAAUGGAAAUUACUAGCUGACGUCUUGGAAGAGAUAGAGCGUGAUGACGCCAAAACUGAAAAGAAACGUAAUAAUAUCUCUGUUUUGUUUGGCUUUCUGAUACUGUCCUUCUUUUUUGUUUUCUUGAUGGAACAUUAACAUUAUUUUUGAACAAAGAUAUAAGCACAACUAUAAGAUUAGUGCAUAAAGGUUAACUCUGUCAAAAACUUCAGACGUUCGAAAUUUCUCAUGACCAUUUCUCAUGCCAUGCUUUCUUAUUCAACCAAGUAUAUAAGUUUAUUUUAUGUUAACACGAUUGCGCAGUCCUUUUAUUGGGUGUUUUGUUAUUCCUUCUAACUCAAAAUUUCCGCUGUGACUUCGAAAACAAUUAUUUCCUUAGAAGGACUGACAAGGUACAUGACCUGGUCACGUGCCAGUCCUACGUUUCCUAGGGAGGUGGUUAGUGACUUUUGACACAUGACACAUGCCACACUCUUGUCCAAUCGGAAAACGCGCUUGAGUUUUGAUGUAUUAUAACUUGGCCCUUAACAUUGCAUAUAUAUGUAUUUUUUUUCUUCCUUUGCUCUCUUAUUUUCUUUUGUUUUGUUUUGUUUUUGUUUUUUUUUCUUUUUGUCAUUUCGCUUUUUUUAGCCUAGAACUAUGAUUAGUGCGACUAUCUAAUAUAAGAUUUACUGUAGCUCUGCCAUUGAUUUUCCCGUGUGUAAUUAUGAUAAUAUUUUGUUCUAAUUAUCUAACUGAGGGAGCCCAUUCCUUAUAAGCCCGGUGGCUUCUCUUGGGCUUCCUCGCCAUGAGAGUUAAGGUAAUUAGAUUUUAUUUGAUUUGUUUAAUUUUUGGCAAACAAAACAAUAAACAAUAAACAAUAAACAAGGACUUUCUAUGGAGUUACUUACAUCAACUGCUCACUUUUGGCGUGUCUUUUUUCCAUGUUUCUUUAGUCGGUCCUGGCCAUGUCCUGAUUGCUGCAUAUGACGAAAGAACCUGUUCGCAACUCAGAGACGUAAGUUGCACUACCUGUAACGUAUCAAACACAAUGAAGCGUGUUUCUUGAGGAUAUCCAAAAAAUCAGAAUUGGUUUAGCAGGGUGCAAAGAAAGUCAGUUUUACAGCUUGCCAUUCUGGCAAGCUGUAGCUAGGAUGUACUAGGCAGCCCACAAGUCAUUUCAACUAGCCCCUAAACCCUUUUUGAUUAGCAGGAUUGAUUACAAUCCUUCUGUAAUUUGAAUUUCCCCCAAAAACAGCACUUGCCCAUCGGGAAAGUUUAGAACAAAAGUCACUAGCCCUACAGCAAGAUUCACUAGCCCCGGGCUAUCGUACAGGACUUUCUUUGCACGCUGUUUAGAAAUGUACUUUUCGCGUAAGAGUGUCUUGAGACUAACUAACUUCCGAGAGUCAAUUAAAGCCUCCAAAUUCAUUAAGCCCAACUAUCAGAUUGAAUUUGUAAUUUUUUGUGAUUAUUAUUCUAUUGUUUAUUACUUUACAUCUCCCACUCAAUCCUGCGAUUAAAUUUUCUUGAAGCGAUUUCUAUAAUAUUGCUUUGCGUCUGACUUUACUUCCUGAAGUGCAGCUUAAAUAAUUCUCCUCUUAUUAAAAUAUUUUCUCUUAAUGUAGUUCCUGUGUGAUGGAGGCGAGGCUGUGCUGAAACGACUCUACAACAAAAUGUUUAAGAAUUCAGCAACGGUGGCUGAACCCUCAGAAACAGGUAUCACAAAUGCAAAAGGUUUCCAGUUUAUCCUUACGAGAAACAAAUGUUGCGAACGCAGAUUUUGUUUCCUGAAAGCAAAUAAUGUAUUUAAACCCAAUGAAAAACUUCCUCUUUUUCACCGAUGCAAAUCUUCUUCCAGAGCAAUUGAUUUUCAGUUUAACCGCAGUGUUUCCAUAACAACGUUUCCAAGUUUAACUAGGCCCGAUACGUUUAAUUAACCUAAAGCUCUUAAUUAACUUUCUUACCUACUUGUUUUCUCAAGUUUCCUUAAGCGCUGAGACAUUACGAGGCGAGGAUGAAGCAGAAUGUUCCAAAAACGUGGUAAGCUUUUCACCGAUUAGACAAAUGUAAACACUUAAUGAAUGGACAAAAUUAACUAAAUUCCAGGAAAAGAACAUUCACUAAGUGAUUUGCUAAAUGUCUACCUUCGUGUAAAUAAUUACGAAAGUAAACUUCUGCAAGUGGUCUGGAACAUACGCAGUGAACAGUGCACUGUUGCCUUCUGACGUCAGAGAUUUUGCAAUGUUACACAUUCAGAGACUUUUUGCGGGAAACAGUCUUAAUGUUAAGUGUCAUGCGACUCUGAAGUAACCAAUGACAGCCCAACUGUCGUCGAAAAAAUUCCAGCUAUAUAACGGUUGUUUACCAUUUACUUGGACAAACCGUUAUCCGUGAAAGUUAUACUCCACUCUUAAAUAUACUCAUAAAUAGUUACUCAUAAAUAUACUCAGCUAUACUCAUAAAUAGUUACUCAUGAAAAUAUUCAUUACAUGUUUAAUUAAAUACACUUAUAAAUAGUUACAUACUCCUAAAUGUUUACCGAUACUGAUAUGAUGUUGGGGAUACACUAUUCCUUUCAAAUGUUACAGAAUUUGCCGGCGACUUCGCGUGGUCGUAAAGCCAGAGCUAAUGCUGGAGAUAAAGGGAAAACAAAAGGAAAACAAACAACUUCCAAGAAAUCUGUCCAGGCAGAUGACAUUGACGAAUGGUAAAUAAUUGUUUUUUUAAAAUUUGAUUUCUACGGAACAAAAAACACUUAGUGUAUGAUUAAAACAGUCAUGGCCAUUUGAACUGACAUUCUGACUUUUUCUCCUUUCCAAUUAGCCCACCAACAGAACAAUUGUUCAAAGGUAAUUUGAAAUUGUUAUUUAUUUGUUAUCACUAAUAAGGCGCGAUUUUCUUAUCGUUGUGCUCAAAGCUUAAGGUUAUUUUUUGUUCUUUUUUUCUCUUUGAAGGGUCAAGAUCAAAUGUCAUCUUGAGAGUGAGUACAAACCAGUCUACUGGAAAUUUGACGUUAACUUUGCACACAAAAUAUAAGAAUUAAUACUUUAAGAAAUGAUUUAAAUUAAAUACUGAACACACUCUUUAGGUAUAUCUCUAAUCCUAUAACUGUCCUGACUCAUUGCGCCAUGAAAUUGCUGUUUAGCGGCUUUAGGCUAGUAGAACGAUAUCUCAGGCAGGUUUCUUUUUCUUCGCAAACAGACUCGUGGCAAGCCAAGUUUGGUAAAUUUUUUAAAAAAGGGAAAUGAAGUAAUUAAAAGAUUGGCUAACUCUUCAGAGACGCGCGCGCAUGUAAACUGCGGCAACGUAAUUUUUUUUUGUUUAGGGAUUUUCGGUUCGUGGAAAUCAUUAUUGUUUUUUAUUUCUUUAGCCAGGUGAUCAGGACAACAAGGAAACAACAGAAGAUUCACGGCAGAUAAAACUUUUGACUUCACGAGUUGUUAUCAUUCACCCUUUAACGGGAUGCAGGUGAACCACUUUAAAAGUAUCACGCUUUAUGUUUUACUCGCGUAGUUAGAGAGCUGAUGGUCAGGUAGGGUAGGGAGGGGAGUUAGAGGGUACCCCCUUCCCUUUGUAGGGAGCUUUCUUGAGGUAGAUGGCACAUUGGCCAUUUUAAUGGUGCGAAGUUUGAGAGCAGGUGGUAGGGUAGAGUGGGGAGGGGAGAAUGAGGGAGCCCCCUGUCCGUGUAAGGGAGCGGAGGAAGGUAGCCCGUCGGCCAUUUUGAGGUUUUGGAGCUAGAGACCAGUUGGUGUGGUAGGGUGGCUAGGGGAGACGGAGGGUACCCCUGUCCGUAUAAGGGAGCGCAGGAAGGUAGCACAUCGGUAAUUUUGAGGUUGCGGAGUUAGAAAGCAGGUAGUGGGGUAGGGUGGAGAAAGGAAGCGGAGGGAACUCCUGUCCGUGUAAGACAGCUUUCUUGAGGGAGGUACAUUUAGCUCAUGCUACGCUUGGGACUUCAAAACAUUUUCGAAACACUGUUCUCAAAUGUGGCAAGUUCGCGGACCAAAACAAUCCAUACCCCUCCCCUUCCCCUUCAUUCAAAAAUGGGGUAUUUUCUGCGAGUAACUUUAACAGUGACUCAACAUUGCAUGGAGGGGGUGGAGGUAGGGAAAUUUCAUUUUCCCCUUUUUAAGUCAGCUUAACGUCAAAAAGGUCUUUUUAGGGCAAGAUAUCUCACCUAAUUUUGUCGCUGAUUGUAGGUCAGUGUUGCGUUGAUUCACACUCUGAGACGUUUCCUUGCUCAAUCUCCAUAAUAUGUUCAAUAAACUAGUUGCAUUUGUUUUUCUUUAUUUGCUAGCGAUCGCUACAGUUUGCUGAGGACUCUUAAUGAAGUCGAACCUCGAUAUGUGGUGCUCUACGAUGCACAGAUGCAGUUUAUACGUCAACUAGAGGUAGUUUUUAUUAACUGUCCAGUCUAACUUCCUUGUAAUUUUACCAUUUCUUAACGUUCAGCACAGAUAGAUAAGUGAGUUUCUUAUCCUAGACUAACUUGCACAGCUUAAUGAUCAGGUGUACAGGAAAGUACAGCUUAGUAGCUGUGUAUACAUGUGUAAACAUAUGUGUAUACAGUCUGAUAUGCUGUACACAGUGUGUAUACUGAUAUGUGUAUACAGUCUGAUAUGCUGCCAUAUUGUAGCCCGCACAAUAAACUUAUUUCAAUUAUCUUACUGAAUCUGGCUUCUUGGCAUUUUUAACUUAUUAGUUGUUUCAGAAAGUCAGUACCCCUUUUUAGUUAAUUGAUUAAUUUAACAACUUGUAAGUAACUAUAAUAGGGCCAUUUAUACGAGGAAAAAUAAGACGCGAACUUUCCGUAUAAACGGCACAUUUCGUCUGAAAUAAGACGCAGCUUAGCUAAGACGCGUCUUAUUUUAGAACAGCCCUUAACACCUGUUCUUAGAUAAGACUCGUCUUAGCUAAGACUAGAAAAACUUCGUAUAAAUGACCUUCGCGUCUUACAUUAGACGCGAACGCACAUUACGCAUGCGUUAAUUUUUGGCGCGUCACGUUGGAUUGCCGUUGCUACGGGCAACAUUUACAUGAAAACGAGUCAAGAACAGAAAUAAGACGGGAACCAUUUAUACGAGCUGUUCUUGUCUUAGAUAAGACAUGCUCGUAUAAAUGGCACAAUUCGCGUCUUAUUUUUCCUCGUAUAAAUGGCCCUAAUAUUCUGCUUUGGGUACAAUAAAAUUUUUGUUGUUGUUGUAGCUUUCAUCUAAGAGGUAACAUGUUAGAUUUCAUCCACGAAACGUCACGACAGAUUAUUAACUUCAGAUGUAUCACGCUUACGAAAUAUUCAUUUGUUUGUCUACAGGUUUUCAAGGCCUCAAGACCUGGAAUUCCAUUGCGAGUAUAUUUUCUCAUUUACUCUGGCUCUGUCGAAGAACAGGUAUAUUUGAGUUACGCCCAGUUCAAACGUCGCAUUUCACCUGUGCCGAAAAUAAAUACUGAAUGCUAAUGAGCAAAAUCUAUUAUUCUCGAAUGUUUUCUGAUGUUUUGAUGCUAUAGGUAAGUUUAAUUUAAAUCGUUAGCAAUUUUAUGUGUUAUGUGUCAGACCAAGACAUGUUUACUCGUUUCUAUAAUUUUACUCUUUUGUAAUUAUAAUUUUGUUCAUUUUCUCCUCAGAAAUACUUAACUACACUACGCAAAGAAAAAGAAGCGUUCGAGACUCUGAUCAAAGAUAAAGGAGUAAGUUUUCCGCAAUUUAAGACUGCAUACUUAUAAAAGCUUGAGAAUCUAAUGAAUUUGAAGCUAUAAAAGAACCAUGCAACCAUAGCUUCCAUAUCAAUCGUCACGUCACAACGGUCACAAUGAGAUUGCGUUGAAGUUCUCAUAACUAGAACAGCUCCUGUGAAAACAAAGCCAAUUACAGAAAACGCAGAUAAUCCAACAAACCAAUCAGAAUUAAAAAGAAAUACAUGUAGCGGGCGCCAAACGCUGGAAACCGCCUGUGAACAAGUCACGAAUGGUCUUUGAUAGGUCGAAAAAGUGGCGCCAGACUUUUUAGCCAAUCGCGUCGCAUAUGACUGCAAAAUCGAAAGCAUCACUUGACUUAGAAUCGCUCUUUGAGCGUAAAAAUGAGCUUAUCUGGGGUGCUCUUGUUUGUAGACCAUGGUUGUCCCAGAAGAGCGCGAAGGACGAACGGGGGCAGCCAUGAUGCUGAGUAGAGACCCAUCUAAAGCCACAGAUGCUGUAAACACGCGAAAAGCAGGAGGGCAGGACGGAGAAAAAAAGACAUCGAGAAAGGUCAGUCUCAACUUUGAAACACUCUUCGCCGUGACCUUCAAAUUCAGUAUCCUAAAACAAGCGGAAUCUCAAGUAUCUUUUGCAAAAUACUCGGAGAGAAAUUCUGUCUGGUUUGAGUCUGGAAGGGUAUUCCUGGGAUCAGGCAUUUGACCAAAUACAGUACGGGAUUCGGGAAACUUAACUGGGUGCGGGAUUUGACUGCUACACUGUACCCAGGAAGCGGGAUUCUCCAUAAUUUUGGCACGGGAUGCGGGAAUGGGAAAGCAGACGAUAUUCGUGAUAGCGAUGACAGAGGUUCGGGAUGCGGGAUCCCCCGCCCUCGUUCUGGACCCUAUUUCAUUUGUUGCUUAUAGGAAAGAAGUUCUUUUAUAGACUGUGCGUGGCCCAUGCGUUUCGGGUCACGUGGUCCGAGAGAGUUCGUCUCGGAUACGUCACUGAAAUGCAGUGACCGGGAAGGCUUGGGAAGACGUCGUGCAGAGGCCGCACAGAGACUAGACAAGACCUGACAUGAUACAACUCACUUUGACGCUGAAGAUGACUACCGCACAGGUUGUCGAAACGUAAGUCACUGUCAACAGCAACAGUCCUAUUCAGGAUUAUGUUCAAUCGAACGAUCAUACUCGACCUACUUAUGAAAUAACUCCUGGGUUCAAACCUUUGACAGACUCACUUAAAUAAGAGUUACGAAUAUAUUACUUGACUUCGUAUAUACCCUAGAUCAAAGACGGGAUGUUAACCAGUGCCUCUUGUUGCAGGUCAUUGUCGAUAUGCGCGAGUUUCGGAGUGAACUUCCUUCACUAAUUCAUCGGAGAGGAAUUGAUAUAGAACCUGUCACGCUAGAGGUUUGUGCUCACAGCAAACUGUGCUACUUCAUCAUCGACUUUUUUCAAAACACGAUGACAGAAAGCGCGAGCAAAUUUUAAGCGAUAAGAUGUUCGACAUAAGUUGCAAUGCUUGAUCAAUAUCUUCCUACGAAAGAAGCCAUGUGCCGGUUGUUAUAUCAUAUAUCUGACCUAAUAUUACUACUGCAGUAUUAGGUUACUGAAGAAUUCUAUUCAAAGACAUUUCGGAAUUUAGCUUCCAGUUAGGUAGUGCUUUUGAGAAAGGUGUCUCUUUUCCUUAGAAUUUCCACAUAUUCACUUGUUUCUGAUCUCUGCUCAAGUGUGAGAGAGGUUUCAGGGUGCAAAGAAAGUCAUUUUUAAAGCUUGCCAUUCGGGCAACCUGAAGCUAGCAUAUACUAGCCCAAACGUCAUUUCACAUAGCCCCCAAAACAUUUUGAUGGGCAGAAUUGUUUUCACAGUUCAUCUGUAAUUGAAUUCCUCAAAAACCUUCAUUUGCCCGUUGGGCAAGUUAAGAACAGAAUUCACUAGCCCGAUAGCAAAACCCACUAGUCCCGGGUUAUCGGACACUACUCUCUUUGCAUGCUGGGUUUUUGAAACCAAACCGAUUAAAGCCUCUGUUAAAAGGUCUUCGUUAAAGAGAGUGAAGUCUUUCUCUUUGAGCGAGACUUGACAAGAGUGUUAGGUUUUCUUUUUGUUAUUUAUCUUAGAGCAAAAAAAAGGAAACUACAAUGUACUUCCUCACUUUAUCAAUUUUUAUUAUUUUAGGUUGGAGACUACAUUCUCACUCCGGAUAUGUGUGUAGAACGGAAGAGCAUAAGCGAUCUCAUUGGCUCUUUAAACAAUGGGCGACUGUAAGUAUAACAUGAUAAGUGAAACUGAUUACUUUUUAUAGACUUAGGCAGCGAUGUCAAAACUCAAACCCAGCCUCCAUUGCACUGGACAGCAUGGCUUGCGUGGUGCUGACAGCAGUCGGCUUGCACCGAUGUGACCUGGGUUCGAGUUUUGGCCUCCACGCUUUAUGUGAGACGGGUUUGGAGCCUCGUUCCCAGUCUUUCUCGGCUAUUUCGAAUGUGACGUUACAUGUCAAGCUUGUCGGGACUCGGAUAGCGCGAACUGUCCUGAGGACAAAGCUGUUAGGUUUGUAGUUUCUCUCUUUCCUCUGCUCUUAGAGGAUUUCGACAGGGUUCUCCGGUUUUCCCCUCUCGUAAUAAACCAACUUUUCCAAUUUCAAUUGAUGCUCAGAUAUGGUAGAUGAAGAGCCAUUUUCUGAAUGGACUAACAUCCGCCUGUCCGUUCGUUGGUUCAUUUAUUUGGUCAGCCAGUCAGUCACUCGGUCUGUCAGACAUUCUGUUAGUCAGUCAGUUGUUCGUUGGUUCAUUUAUUUGGUCAGCCAGUCAGUCACUCGGUCUGUCAGACAUUCUGUUAGUCAGUCAGUUGUUAGUCAGUCAGUCGGUCGGUCAGUGAGUCAGUGAGUGAGUCAGUCUGCCAGUCAGUCAGUCAGUCAGUCAGUCAGUCGGUCAGUCAGUCAGUCGGUCAGUCAGUCAUUCUGCCAGUCAGUCAGUUGUUAGUCAGUCACUCGGUCUGUCAGACAUUCUGUUAGUCAUUCAGCUGUUAGUCAGUCAGUCGGUCGGUCAUUGAGUCAGUCAGUCAGUCAGUCAGCCAGUCAGUUAGUCGGUCAGUCAGUCAUUCUGCCAGUCAGUCAGUUCUCAGUCCGUCAGUCAGCCAGCAUUCAGUCAGUCAGUCAGUCAGUUUAUUUAUUUAUUUAUUUAUUCAUUCAUUCAUUUAUUUAUUUAUUUAUUUAUACUUCUUUGAUUAUAUUGGCCUUAUCCUUCUAGGUACAACCAGGCUGUUGCAAUGACCAGAUUUUACAAACGGCCAAUUCUUCUGAUUGAAUUUGAUCCUAACAAGUCAUUUUCACUACAGGUAAGGAAGUCGCCAAAGCACAACUAAUGUUCUUAAAUCCACCGUUUUCUUUGAGUGAGCUAGGAUAAAAUCGUCCCUUUUAUGCGUCAUUAAAGAAGUGUGGUUUUGCGCGGCUGAGGAACAAAAGAAGUGGAAAACGUUUUUCUCACACGCGGGUGGGAGUAUGGGUUCGAGUGUGUGAGGAGUCUUAGGUCACGUGACGUUUCAGAGUUCAGUUUGUUUUUGCUGCCAUCCGCCAUUGCCUGACCAGCCCCGCCCACCGACUGCACGGUCGCCUUGGCAUGGCUCCCAGUUGUGUGUGAAGAUUUUUCUUGCCAAUGACAAUCUUGAUGUUUAAUUAGAUAUCUCUGGGAACCCUGUGUGUUUUUAGCUCGUGUGUCGCUCACUUAAUUUUUCCCUUCUUAUUUCAGAAACUGAUCCGUUUUAUUAUUAGCUUGUAUACAAAUCUCUCUACUGGGUUAUCUAUUCAUUUUUAGGCAAAAUCAAGUUUUUCAAGCGAAGUCACCUUCAACGACAUUUCUUCGAAGUUGUCUUUACUCACGCUUCAUUUUCCCAAGGUAAAACAAAAAUGAGUACCGAUGUCUUUAGCCCCUGAGGUCUUAGACUUUCUAAAAGUCCUAUAUUUGUUCCCUGCUGCGCGUUCUCAUUAAAGCUCGCUUCGCUCGCUUGUCCUCAUUGAAGCUCACUUCGCUCGCUUCUAAAGAAGCAAGUCUACUUAGGUCUACGAAAAUGGCGGCCUAAUCCCUAGGCAUUCUCUCGCGUUGUUCGCGCGAAGUCUCUCUCGGUGACGUCACAGCUCACGGUAGAGUCCAGAAUUGACCGCGCCGAGAACGCCUAGGGACUAGGCUGCAAAAAUGGACUUUUUUGUACUGACUGAAAUUUCUAAUCUUGUCAUUUUUUUGAAAUUACGCUAUCCGGCUUAUAGUAUCCACAGUUCUGGUACAGGUUUCAUUGCCGCUUGCAAUCAUAAUACGUGCUGUUUCUCUUUUAUGCCAGUUACGAAUCUUGUGGUGUCAUAGUCCAUACGCAACCGCUGAGUUGUUCGAUGAACUAAAGGUGAGUGCGACUUUAUUUCUUUGGACAUUAAUUUUCCAACUUUCUUGGUAUAGUCUCGCCACCGAAGGACUAGGGCCGGAGUUUACGCACCGACGACGGCGACGGCUACGAAACGUCACUUAAAAAGUGAAUUUGCCCUACAGCAAAUUUUAUCGCGCUUAUUCCAUCUCGCUUAUUUCGUCAAAUGUUGGCAAUUUUUUUGUAGUUGAAUUCUAAAGGACUGCAUCAAAGGUCAGGAAAAGAAAAAGAAAGCUGUUGUCUUUUGUUCCCGUCCUCGACAAAAAGUGAAAUUAGGCAGUUUCACGUUGUCACGUUGUAGUCUUGCAACGACGGCAGAGAAAUGUACAAAAACGCGUGAUGCACGUGCAAAGUUGUUGUUUUGCUUGUCUUAGGGCCUGUUUACAUGGAGGUGGGGGACCCCAGGUAGGUGAGGUAACCCGCUUAGGUGGGGUAACCCGCCUGUCCAUAUAAUCUCUCAUUUUCAUUUGAUCACGUUUACAUGAUAGGUGGGGUGACCCGCCAAGGCGGGUAGCCCGGUCUACCAGACCGGGUUACCCUCUCAGCCGGGGUCACAAUUUGUCAUGUAAACGUUUCAAGGUGGGGUAACCCGCCUGGCCGGGGUCGGAUUCGUGAUACAUCAAAUUCGCGCAAAAUUCACUUUCGCGGUGUCUUUGCAUUAUGAUUAAAGUUAACAAUAGAAAGCUAUUGCACUGACGGGUUGCAGCAAGAGCAACAAGAGAGUGAGUGUUUGCCCGCAUUUUUCUUGUUUACGUGCUUAGCGACCAUUCAAUAAUCUUGAGAAAGUGCACCCCGGGAAGGCGGGGUUGUAAGAUUGCAUGUAAAGGAGGGUUAUUUUUUUACCUCACCUAAGCGGGUUACCUCACCUACCUGGGGUCCCCCACCUCCAUGUAAACAGGCCCUAAACCUGUUGCUUUUUUGCCGUUCUCGAUGCCGCCGUCGUCUUCGUUGCGUAAACUCCCUACUGCUAGGCUGAGAAAACAGUAGACAUUUCGCGGCGCCAUCACUAGUUUCCCCGCGAAAUAACGUCUGAUCAACGAGCACAUAAAUUCCAUGGUGACACGUCAUCAGUAUGGAAUUUUUGCAGUUGUUCGUCAGACGUUAUUUCGCGGGGAAACCAGUGAUGGCGCCGCGAAAUGUCUGCUGUUUUCUCAUAUUAACUCUUUAAGCCCCAAUAUCCGCAAGCAAAUUCUCCAAACUGAUCUCUAUACAUUUCUUUAAAUAAGUUGAGAGAAUUUGAGAAAAGAUCAAAGCAUUUUCUCUUUGGUGAUCAUUUUAUUAAUUCUCAUAACCUAAUCUCUUGACAUUGUAUGGAUAUCGUUAGGAGAAAAUUGAUGUUGGUCACUAUUGGGACUUAAAGGAUUAAAGGACUGUUAAAAACUGACAUAUUCACGAUAUUUUGUAUUGAUUAACAGGCAAAUUAUCCUGAACCUGAUGCUAGUACAGCCAUGUCGAUAGGAUCAGACGCUACUUCAGCUGCUUCAGACUUCACAUAUAACACAGGGCCACAGGUACAGUAGCGUCUUAAAUUUCUCUUUGAACGUCUGUUACAUCCUGAAUACUUACGAAAAACUCUUUGGGGGGGGGGGGGGGGGGGGGGGGAGGGAGUAUUGGGUUCUUCUUGGUGUUGUGGAAACCAUUGUCGGUGUGGUUUUUAUUCAUCGUCUUUUCAAUCUUUUGUAUUAAGUCAUUUGGUGAUCGCUCCCGUCCGAAUGAUCCCCACCUACCCCUUCCCUAAGUCAACGUUAGCACUUACUUCUCACUUAGGGCAAAUUGUUCGCUUAGGGGAGGGGUAGGUGGACAGUUUCCAGAAACGUAUAAUGAUCACGAUGUUUGUUUAAAAUCCUUAUAUGGUUUGUUGCAAGUUGGUUUAGCGUUUGUCUGUUACUUUAAGUAGCAUUGCGCCAUCCAGAGGACAAGUAUUAGAGAAGCAACUGGGUUAUCCAUUGGAUAGAGAUUCAUUUGGUGGAUAGCAUUAUCUACCUUUUAAACAAGUUGCGCCAGAAAAGCCAUCACCACUUACCCGCAUGUCAUUUUCUCUUCUAUUGUCAAGGACUUUAUACUGAAACUUCCUGGAAUUAACUACAAAAACUACAGGUACAGACUCGUUACAUGACAAUUUCUUUUGUAGCGUUAUUCUUUAUCGUCACGUCAAACGGAUUCUCCGUUACUGCUUUGCUUUGUCCCAAGGCCUCAUUAUCCAGCGCGGCCUAUGCAUUUCGGGUCACGUGGUUACGGGCGAAUUUAAUGAUCGAGAAAGCCUGGAAAGAAGCCAGACAGGAACUUGGUACCUAGUUUAUUCAAGGCAAUUAGCAAAGAAACAGUGAAUGACAUACUGCCUUCUGAGAAGAGUCUAAACCGCCAGCAUGAGAUGGAAUAUUACGUCAUGAGAUUUGUAGCAGUCCUUCACAACUGACGCGUCGGCGAGCAUGUUACGAGCAAGCGAGCGAGCGAGCGACUGAGCGACUGAGGCAUCUCUCCCCAGCUUGCCUCUCGUUUCGCUCGCUCUCCAUUCCUUCCAUUCUGGUAGCUAUAGACAUCAUCGUUGUGUCGCUAGAGAGAACUGACCGUUCGUUAACUUCUGCCUUCUUUUCAGAUUUAUUAUGAAAAACGUGACAAACAUUCAAGAGUUGUGUCAGUUGUCAGAGGAGAAACUAGCGAGUACCUUGGGGAACACCGCGAGUGCAAAACAACUGUGGGAGUUUAUCCACACUGACGGCCGGAAACAAACAAAGGCUCCGCAAGUCUCGGUUAGAAACAAACGAUAACACUGAUAAGACUGAGUUUAUUUAAAUUACAACUGAUGUUCGUUAUGCUCACAACUUUGUGUGCAUGUAAUCUGCUAU
This is a messenger RNA of Porites lobata, 21210 nucleotides long. Lineage: Eukaryota; Metazoa; Cnidaria; Anthozoa; Scleractinia; Poritidae. The record is from the annotation of a GenBank genome assembly.